AUGGAGACUCCACAAAGAGUACCAGGAGCAUAUUCUACUAAACAACCCUUUUAUUGUAGAUCUCAAACAGCAACAAUAAAUAGAAAACAGGUUCCUUUAUUUCAAGGAAACCUUGUACUUGAUUGUCCAAUACCAGCAAGACUAAUGGAAGCAAGUGCUAGGAAGGAAAAGGAAUUUAGUAUGAUGCGUUAUUCUGCCGUUACCUGUGACCCAGAUGAAUUUGUACAAAAUAAUUAUUCUCUUCAACCUCAAUUAAUGAAUCGUCAAACAGAACUCUUUAUAGUCAUGACUAUGUACAAUGAGAAUGAAGUUUUGUUUUGCCGUACAAUGCAUGGUGUAAUGAAAAAUGUUGCCCAUUUAUGUUCAAGGACAAGAUCAAAGGUUUGGGGUACAGAGGGCUGGAAGAAGGUAGUUGUAUGUAUUGUUGCAGAUGGACGUAAAAAAUGUGACCCUCGUGUUAUGGAUGUACUUACUGCUAUGGGUGUCUAUCAAAAAGGGGUUGCAAAGAAUAUUGUAAAUGGUAAACCAGUUCAAGCCCAUUUAUUUGAGUACACUACACAAGUUUCUGUGGAUUCUGAUUUGAAAAUAAGAGGGGCAGAGAAAGGAAUUGUUCCUGUUCAAAUAUUAUUUUGUCUCAAAGAAAAGAAUGCGAAAAAGAUCAAUUCACAUCGGUGGUUCUUUAAUGCAUUUGGACCCAUUUUGAAGCCCAACAUAUGUGUCUUGCUAGACGUUGGGACACGCCCAGGGAAUAGUAGCAUUUAUCAUCUGUGGAAGGCCUUUGAUAUGAAUGAAAACGUUGGAGGUGCCUGUGGAGAGAUUUGUGUGAUGAAAGGCACAGCCUGCAUUGAUUUGUUAUUAAACCCACUUGUAGCCGCUCAAAAUUUCGAAUACAAGAUGUCCAACAUUCUUGAUAAACCACUUGAGUCCGUCUUUGGCUAUAUAUCUGUUUUACCUGGUGCAUUCUCAGCUUAUCGUUAUGCAGCUUUACAAAAUGAUCCUAUAAAUGGUAUAGGCCCACUUCAAAAGUAUUUUCUUGGUGAAAGACACAAUAAUGAUAAUAAUAAUGAUGAUGAUUUAGAGAAUCAUAACAUCUUUACAGCCAAUAUGUAUUUAGCUGAAGAUCGUAUCCUAUGCUUUGAGUUGCUUGCUAAAAAGAAUCAAAAAUGGGUACUAAAAUAUGUACAAUCCGCCUUUGGUGAAACAGAUUGUCCUGAUCAAUUACCUGAAUUUAUCUCACAGAGACGUAGAUGGUUAAAUGGAAGUUUUUUUGCAGCUGUCUAUUCACAAUGGCAUUUUUCAAGGAUUUGGUCAACAAAUCAUUCGACUGGACGGAAAGUUAUGUUAUCUAUUGAAUUCUUUUAUAAUUUUAUCAGCCUUAUUUUCAAUUGGCUAGGAAUGGCUAAUUUUUAUCUUACAUUUUACUUUGUAACAAAAUCAUUAGCAGCACCAGAUAUAGAUCCCUUUGGAAAUGGUUGGGGCAAUCGUGUAUUUUUAUCAUUCAAAUAUAUUUAUAUAUUUCUAUUUAUUACUUCUUUUAUUUGUUCUAUGGGAAAUCGACCUCAGGGAUCAAAAUGGAUGUUUAUUAUUUCUGUCAUUGCUUAUGGUUGUAUUAUGGCCUACACAUCCUUUGCUGGUGGAUGGUUAGCUUUUAAAAGUUUCACACAUGGUAUAUCUUCUCCUUACUGGGAUCCGUCAAAUAGUCUAGGCAACUUUAGUCUUCUGUUAAGCCAGUCUGAAUUUCGAAAUGUUAUUAUCUCAUUAAUAGCAACGUAUGGAUUAUAUGUUUUAGUAAGCGUCAUGUAUUUUGAUCCAUGGCAUAUGGUAACAAGUUUCCCACAAUAUCUUUUCCUUUUACCCACUUACGUAAAUAUAUUGAAUGUAUAUGCAUUUUGCAAUAUCCAUGAUGUUAGUUGGGGUACAAAAGGUGAUAAUAUGGUACAGAUGGAUUUAGGGGCAACUGGUAAAGCAAUUACCAAUGAAAAAGGUAUAGAAGAAGUUGAGGUCGAAUUGGAAGAUAAUAUUGAUCAAGCGUAUAAUGAAGCUUUAGAAAGUUUAAUGACGAAACUUGAAUCUGUCAGAGAGAGUCGUGCACCUAAAAUUAAGCAAGAGGAUUAUUACAAGGGAUUUCGUACACGUUUAGUUCUUAGCUGGAUUGGUUGUAAUGCUCUUUUAGUUGCAUUUGUGACAAGUGGUAGCUUUCAAUCAUUGUUAUCAAGUCAUUAUCAAAAACAAACAGAUGAAUUUCAAGAUGCUAUUGGAACUGCGUAUACAGGAUUUAUAUUAUGGAUGGUGGCGGCUAUGGCAGCCUUUAGAUUUGUAGGUAGUCUAUUGUAUCUUGUAUUACGAUGCUUUCAUUCUUAAUAAACAAUUUAUAACACUCGUG
Molecule: messenger RNA, 2383 nt
Organism: Cokeromyces recurvatus
Lineage: Eukaryota; Fungi; Mucoromycota; Mucoromycetes; Mucorales; Mucoraceae
Product: glycosyltransferase family 2 protein
Exons: 7
Coding region: 1-2361 (786 amino acids)
Cellular component (GO): cell septum; cell periphery
Molecular function (GO): chitin synthase activity
Source: RefSeq, a predicted model, not a curated record